AACACGGUCCUCGUCAAGUCUCACUCUGAGCAGAGUACACAGAUCGACAGAGACGAUACCCCGUACAAGUAGAUAGCAGUUCAUGUGCCGUCCGAUAUCGUCGUUUGAGAGAUAUGCCGUAACUCACAUGGCUCCUACGACAAAGGUCAUGUCUUCCACCCACGAGUACUGUCCGCUUCAGAUGUACAAGCGUCCUCGUGACACCCUUAGACACAUCAUGGGAUCUCUUCUCUUUUUGCACCAACCAAGCACCUCGGGCUCCAUUCCGGGGGAGAGUGAUUGGACACCGUCGAUGGGGGCGGGGAGGCAUUGGGUCAGAAUUUGUCACCCUCUUGGUCUCCCAUCUGCUUGGCACCAUCCCGGGUACAACGAUAAGAGUGCUUGUACAAGUAUAGAGAUGGGAGCUCCACGGGGAAAGAUCGUAGGAUUCUCUGCGUCAUUAGUACAGCCUCUAUUACGCCGUAGACACAAAGUACAUGUACGUGGUUGUACUCUAUACGGCAGGUCAAGGUCACCGCAAAGCCGUAGGCAAGUUGCCCAAGGCAAGGCAGAGCGCAUAUCGCCCCCAUCGGCGGUAGGCAAGGAAGGGGGCAAGAAUGUCGGCCGCCGCUCGUCGGUCGUAGGAGAAGCAAGAAGCAAUACAUGAAGGAUCGAGCCGGGCGGCGCCUUUGGCGGGCUUAGAGAAGGAUAACGCCG
Trichoderma harzianum CBS 226.95 is the source of this 696-nucleotide messenger RNA. RefSeq lists its product as hypothetical. The transcript has a single exon. NCBI's taxonomy places the organism in Eukaryota, Fungi, Ascomycota, Sordariomycetes, Hypocreales, Hypocreaceae. Bases 128 to 646 code for a protein of 172 amino acids. The record is from RefSeq and is a predicted model, not a curated record.